Messenger RNA from Nannizzia gypsea CBS 118893, 429 nucleotides. RefSeq lists its product as hypothetical. The record is from RefSeq and is a predicted model, not a curated record. The coding region runs from base 1 to 429 and encodes 142 amino acids. Lineage: Eukaryota; Fungi; Ascomycota; Eurotiomycetes; Onygenales; Arthrodermataceae. The transcript is spliced from 3 exons.
AUGCCCAGCUGCUCGUGGAUUCGCCAGAGACAGGCGCUAGGGCUGGGGGGGAGGAGAGAGGAGGAGGAGGAGAGAGCAAAGCGUUGGGAGUUUGGCAGCGAGAAGCCGGGGCCAGGCUGGAGACGCUCGGCGGCGAGCGGCCAGAGAUGCUGCUCUGCUUACCGUCAGUCCUCUCAGAGGCCAGCGACACCCUCCAUCAGCGCUGCGGAUCGGUCGUUCAUCGGGCGUUGGCCGUUGGGCUUCGUCUUCGUCUUCGUCUUCGUCUUUUCUACAGCUCAGCGGCUGGAGGCUGACGGAGGCCGCCGCAGGUCAAUGGAUCAUGGACAUUUCUUCUUCUAUCAACUGGUAACUAAACUCGUUACUGAGAGAUUCAGGUCUUCCUGCUCAGGAUUGAUUCAACUAGUGCGAGAGGCUCGCCGUUAUAACUAG